Molecule: messenger RNA, 483 nt
Organism: Fusarium pseudograminearum CS3096
Lineage: Eukaryota; Fungi; Ascomycota; Sordariomycetes; Hypocreales; Nectriaceae
Exons: 2
Coding region: 1-483 (160 amino acids)
Source: RefSeq, a predicted model, not a curated record
AUGAAGCUGUCUGUUUUUACCUCCGUCGUUCUCGCUGGCCUUGUUGCCGCUCAGCAGGAGAAGCUUCCCAAGUGUGCGCAACCCUGUGUUGAUCAGUACACCACUGGCGGGGGCGUCGCUGGAUGUGGCCAGCUCGACAUCAAGUGCAUCUGCAGCAACAAGAACUUCCUCUCUGGAAUCGCCUGCUGUCUCGAGAAGGAGUGCGAUGCUCAGGGCAAGGAUACAGCCGUCAAGUACGCCAAGCAGAUUUGCGCAACUGCCGGCGUGACCGAUCUCCCCGACGAUGUGAAGUGCGACAAGGGCGCCGCUUCUUCUGGCACUGCUUCUGGCACCGCAACUGGUGCCACCACCCCUACCUCGAGCGACAGCAGCAACACCGCCUCUGCCACCGGCGGCUCCUCCACUGUUGAGCCCAACGCUGGCGCGCGCGAGGGCGCCGCUGGUUUCAUCGGUGUUGGAAUGGCUAUGCUUCUUGCCCUAUAA